AUGGCAGCCGAAACUUUUGAUACCUCUUGGAUGUGGCAUCCAUCCUUUCGCGAAGAUGCCUCUUCCACUGCAGGUCGUUUCGUUCAUUUCCGAAAGAAGCUCAUUGUUAAUGGAGAACCACCCAAGGCCUUGCGAAUCAAGAUCACCGUAGACACGCGAUACAAGCUCUAUAUCAAUUGCCAACGGGUCUCCUUUGGGCCUGCUAAGGGCGACGUGAACAUUUGGUUUUAUGAUGAGAUCGACAUUGGCCCCUACAUACACUCCGGCGACAACCACAUCGCAAUCCACGUCCUGAGGCUCUUUUCUGGGACCUCGUAUGGCACCAGUUUCCCCCGAUUGGGAUCUGGAGGCGUCAAAGUUGCGACAAUUGCGCACGACGCCAUUUGGUCCCCUCAGAUACAGAGCAGUACUCUUUGGGAGACAGCGGUUGACCUCUUCACCAAGCUUCGCAUCGACGAGCCCGAGGACGAUUUUCUUCACGUUUACGACAAGGCAUCAAUACUUGGCUCUGAAGAUGUUACUUCUCUGGACUGGAUACCCGCAAUUAUUCUUCGAUAUCAGAGCUCAACCGGGGUCUCCGCGCCAUGGAAGCUAUCCCCUCGUUUGAUUCCACACAUGGAGAAUCAGAAAGUGCAGUUCACGAUAAUUCACAACGUGCUGUCUUGCAAGGCACGGCCAUCAAUAACGCCAUGUUCAUCAUUUCGCGCGUCAUUAUUGGGGCUGGCAGUGUUGUCGUCGCUGGAGGUGGGUGCCCCUUAUAUCACCGAGAUCGCACAUCCGGCUCAGCGCAGUACUGCCACGGCUCUAUUUCUGACUUUCUACUCGGUUGGUUCUGUCGUUGCCGGUUGGUGCACCUUCGGAACGUUUCGCAUCGAUAGUACGGCUUCAUGGCGCAUCCCGUCGGCGCUGCAAGGACUUCCAUCUAUCAUCCAACUACUUGCUAUCUGGUCGCUCCCUGAAUCGCCCCGCUGGCUGGUUAGUCAAGGCCGUAACGAAGAGGCACUCGCUAUGCUUGCUAAGUAUCACGGCGAAGGCGAUGUCUCCAACCAGGGCGUUCAAUUAGAGUACGCCGAGAUUCUUACGACGUUGCGGGCCGAAGCAACACAUGAGAACAACAUAUUUAUGUUUUUACGCGACUUGGGUAGUACCCCUGGCAACCGCAAACGUAUGUUCAUAUUGAUAUGGGCGGCAAUUUGUUCGCAAAUGUCUGGAAAUGCCUUUGUCUCCUACUACCUCUCGCCCAUCUUAAAAUCCGUGGGCUUAAAAUCUGACCUUCAGCAAACCCUUAUCAACGCAACCAGUCAGAUGCUUUCUAGGUUCAGUGCCGUUCAUUUCGCCACAUUGCCAGCCAAGGUCGGUCGCCGCAAACUCUUCUUGUGCUCUCUUGUCGCAAUUUGGGUCAUCGUUAUCUGUAUCACUGCAUGUAGCGCGACCUUUACCAAAGAUCCUACCAACAAGGCCGCUGCCUAUGCUGUGGUCGUCCUUCUAUACCUCUUCUCUCCCGCCUACAAUCUCGGUAUCACCGGCAACCUUGGCCUUUAUAUCACUGAAAUCCUACCUUAUAGUCUACGCGCAAAAGGAUUGUCAUUCUAUUAUUUUGUUCAGUUCGGUUUCAUGAUGCUCUCUACCUUUACUGUGCCUAUUGGUCUGGAAGAUAUCGCCUGA
Molecule: messenger RNA, 1665 nt
Organism: Penicillium expansum
Lineage: Eukaryota; Fungi; Ascomycota; Eurotiomycetes; Eurotiales; Aspergillaceae
Product: Major facilitator superfamily domain, general substrate transporter
Exons: 2
Coding region: 1-1665 (554 amino acids)
Biological process (GO): carbohydrate transport; transmembrane transport
Cellular component (GO): membrane
Molecular function (GO): carbohydrate:proton symporter activity
Source: RefSeq, a predicted model, not a curated record